Rotaria socialis is the source of this 243-nucleotide messenger RNA. NCBI's taxonomy places the organism in Eukaryota, Metazoa, Rotifera, Eurotatoria, Philodinida, Philodinidae. The record is from the annotation of a GenBank genome assembly.
AUGUUUGCACCAACAUUCUGUUAUGAUUUAGAUUUUCCACGUUCUUCUGGUAUCCGUAAAGGAUUUAUUCUACGACGUUGUGCUGAAAUUCUCGUACUUUUAUCAUUACAAUAUUGUCUUAGUCAACAAUGGACGUUACCUAUUUUACGAACAUUUGAUCGACCGCUAAAUCAAUAUUCAACACUACAAAAUAUUGAACGUCUUCUACGUCUCGCUUUACCAAAUCAUCUCUUAAAUGGUUAA